AUGGACCGUCCAGAGCCAGGACUGGUCAAGUGGUCGCCUAACCCGUCCAUUGACAGUUUCGUCCAUGUCAACCUGCAACACCGCGUCGUCCAGCUCUACGAGCCGACGGGUCACGCUCGCAACGGCCGCUUCGACUACGACAAGAUCAGCCGGCACGAUGACUUCCCGCCCCUCACCACCUACGACUGGUCUCCCACCAACCCCGGCCUGCUGGCCGUCGGCACCGGCACCGGUAUAGUCAACCUCCUCAAGAUUGACGACAACUCCAACUCGUUUGCCGAGCUGGGCCUCAAGAUGACGAGGACGUGCCAGGCCGUCGCCUUCAACACCACGGGGCUGCUCGCCGUGGGACUCGACCGCGUCCGCAUGGAUCAGAGCCUGCAUAUCUGGGACGUCAGCCGUCUGUCGUCCACGGACAAGGGUUUGUCCAAGGAGGUUACGGAGCCGAAGAACAGGCUGGAGCCUAGCGUGUCCAUAUCCAGCAUCAAGUUCUUCGAGGACAGCCCCCAGACGCUCGUGGCGGGUAUCAAGUCCCAGGGUCUCCGUAUGCAUGAUCUUCGAGACCCGCAGAACAUGGCCCUCUUCCAGACAAAAUGCAACAACAACCUGGCCAUCGACUACGCCGACCAAAACUACUUUGCCUCGUCGGCCCUGGACCAACCCGGCGUCAUGGUAUGGGACCGCCGCGCCACCUCGCGCCCCGUAGCCUCACACACCUACACCCAGGCCAUAGCGGAGGACGAUAUCCCCUGGGGCGGAGCCCUCCGCCUCGACCGGGUCAUCGAGACGGACUCUGACCCUUUUCUCGCCGAGGGCAAGCACUCCCUCAUCCGAUCUCUACGAUACUGCCGUGACCAGCGCGGCCUGCUGGCCGUCCUCUCGCGCACGGGACAGCUCCGCGUUCUCGAGACCAACAAAGAGAGGCCUUCAUCAUCCGCGUCGAAGGCUCCCCAAGCACCCGAGAGCCCCGAGCUACUCGAGGUGAGGAAGUCGCACGAGAUGGACCCUUCGUACGUCGAGACGACGAGGAAGAAUAACCGUAUCGUCUCGUUCGACUGGGUCAACCUCGACUCGCCGACGUUGCAGCCUAGGAUGCUGGUUCUCAGGGCCAAUGGCGGCUUCGACAUUCUCGAACGUCCGUCGUACACGGCCGAUCAUGUUUUCAAGAUGGUGCCGUGGCAGGCUCCUCAUCGGGGUCUUGAGGAGGGACUUCCUUAUCUCGACUUGAUGCGCUUCGAGCCCCGACAGGCACUGCGCAUGCUCGGUCCCGUCCUUGUAGACAAGGCACUGUCGGACAUUCCCAUCUUCGGCUCCGGCAAGGCAGACAUCGCGGCCACCAUCGAAGCGUCGCUGGACCCAGCCUCAGCGUCGUCACUCAUGGCCGAGAUGACGGGCACCAUGGAUGCUCCCCUCCCGGACGCCUUCUACCAGGCGAAGACUGUGGCCGCCAAGCUCCGUGCCCUCCGCACCUUUGUGCGCGAGGAGUUCCCCGGCAAGGCGGACGGCAAUGGGAGUGGGCCGCAGCAGCAUUUCGCCGGCGACCUCGGAGCGAUCAAAGACGGCCUGGAUGAGAUGUCCCUGGCAUCGAAUGGCGUCGUCGGGCCAUGCCACGAGAUCCACGACGCCCUUCUGAGCAUGCUGGUGGAGGUGCCGGGCCUGCCGCGCGAGGCUCAGUGCGUGGCCGACCAUGAGAUGGUCCUGCGCGCCAAAGAGCGGUACCUAUUCGACGCGUCUACUAAUAGAGACAUCGUUUCUGAUGAUCCCUGGACGAGGUUUGUAUGGGAUUGGAUAGACGACGCCCACCACGCUGCCGAGAAUGACGGAAUGAUCAUGUCCAACAUAGAUCUAAGCUAUCUAGGCAUCUACUCAAUAUGGAUGAACGACCUCGGUCGGACCCCCAUGACUCGUCUUAGCGGCACCACGACCGUGCCGGACAUGGUAUACUGGGAACGCGCGAUAGGAGGCCACUGUAAGAAGCACUACCUUCCCAAGUUUGACGGCGUACACACGCGACGGCCGCAUCACCGCCAGCUCUGCCUCUCGAUCUGCGGGUGGGGCGACGUGCAGAAGCACCCGGGCAGCCAGGCGAUGAACUCUGGCGACCCAGCCUCGGCGCACACCAUGGCAGCAGCACGAUGCCUCUUCCGCGGCGACACGAGAGAGGCGGUGGAGAUACUCAAAAACGCCAGCACGGCCCACCCGUCGCUGUUAUUCGUCUCUCUGGCGCUGCAGCUCGUGGGAAACAACAUCAACCACAACGGCAGGCGAGGAUCAGCAGCAGCAGCAGCAGCAGCAGGAGGAGGAGGAGGAGUAAGGGGCAAAGAGCAGCAGCUCGAGUUCGACGAGACGGCGGCGUCGCGGACAGACCCGUACCUGCAGGCCAUGUCAUCCCUCAUCGCGACGGGCGACUGGACCUCUGUGGCGAACCAGCGGUCGCUGCCGCUGUCGGACCGAGCUCUCGUGGCGGUGCGUAACUUCCCAGACGACCAGCUGACGUCGUGGCUGGCGCAGCAGGUGUCGCGGGCCGCCGAGGAGGGCGACGUGGAGGGCAUAGUGCUGACGGGAAUCGGCGACGCGCUCGUCGACGUGUUGGCGCGCUACGUCCAGAAGUUCGGCGACAUCCAGACGGCCACGCUGGUCAUGUCCUUGGCCCACCCGCGCUACAUGGACGACGUGCGCUGCCGGGCCUGGCGCAACGCCUACCGCUCUCUCCUGCAGCGCCACAAGCUCUUCUUCCACCGGACAAAGUACGAGGUCGAGUCUACUAAGCGCUCCAAGCGACGGGGAGGUCAGCCCGCCCUCAAGCCGCCCUCUAGGCAGAUCGCCCUCCGGUGCGUCUACUGCGACGCCGAGACUUCCCUCGCCAAUCACAAUCACAACCAAGGCCAAGGCCAAGGCCACGGUCGCGGUCACGUCCACGGUCGCGGUCACGGCCACGGCCAGCUCUCCUCGGCUGCUACGCCGGCCACGGCCGCGGCGGUCGUGGGAGGAGUCCCAAAACCACCCGUGGUCGAGUCGAGGAGGAACCCCCUCCUCGCAGCGAGCAUAAACGCCGGCGUGAGCUGCCCCAACUGCGGUCGUCACCUGCCCCGGUGCGUCGUAUGCCUCGAGAUCGUCGGCGUGCCGAGGUCAGACAGGCCUGAGGAGAAGGGCGACGAGACCAGGACGGCCGGCCGGUUCCCGACCUUCUGUCUCAGGUGCGACCAUGUCCUCCAUCUCGACCACGCCAGGCAGUGGUUCGCCAGGCAUGCGGAGUGUCCUGUGCCCGAGUGCAGGUGUCGGUGCAAUUUCAGGGCUAAUCCCGAGUUGGACUAUCAUUGA
This is a messenger RNA of Geosmithia morbida, 3321 nucleotides long. RefSeq lists its product as uncharacterized. The transcript has 5 exons. The record is from RefSeq and is a predicted model, not a curated record. NCBI's taxonomy places the organism in Eukaryota, Fungi, Ascomycota, Sordariomycetes, Hypocreales, Bionectriaceae. Gene Ontology annotation, molecular function: protein binding. The coding region runs from base 1 to 3321 and encodes 1106 amino acids. Gene Ontology annotation, cellular component: cytoplasm. Gene Ontology annotation, biological process: positive regulation of TORC1 signaling.